UAGUUGUCUUUCCCACACAUACUCUCUCUCUCCUCUCAACUUCCCUGUCCCCUCUUCCUCCCUCCCUCUCUCUCUAUCUCGUUGUCCUCAGCAUCAUCAGCCUCAUCCCCAAAUUCACCCACCCCUGUCUAAUAAUUUGUACGUCUCCCAUAUCUGCCUCCUCCUCUCCCGGUUCUCCCAACUCGUCUCGUCUCUCCUCGUCUCUCCCCCUCCCACCGUCGUCGCCUCAAUCUUCACAAUUAUUAUCCGCCUCUGUGCACAAUUUCUCUGCAGCCAACCUGCGCUUCCGCCUCUCUCUUACUCUCGUUCUUCCUCCAUCCUCUCUCUCUGGCCGAUUCCGCGCAUUCGGUUCCUUUGUUUAUUUGUUCCUUCGUCCGGCUGCACCGACGGGAGGCAGACUGAGUGACUGCUGCGACACAUUAUUUCUCAGACGGCCUCGAUAUCGCCUCGCACCAACACCAGCGACUAUGGCCAGUAAGCAGGCGAGCAAGCGUUUGGCGCGCGAAUACAAGACCAUAUCAGAGAACCCUCCGCCGUACAUACAAGCCCAUCCGUCCGAGUCCAACAUCCUCGAGUGGCACUACAUUAUCACCGGCCCCGAGGACACUCCUUACUAUGGCGGCCAGUAUUGGGGGACGCUGAUCUUCCCCCCCAACUACCCCUUCGCGCCGCCUGCUAUCCGCAUGCACACGCCGUCGGGCCGGUUCCAACCCUCGACCCGCCUCUGCCUCUCCAUCUCCGACUUCCAUCCGCGAUCCUUCAACCCAGCGUGGGAGGUGUCCACCAUCCUGAUUGGCCUGCUGUCCUUCAUGACCUCGGAAGAGAUGACGACGGGCUCGGUGUCAGCCACGACGCACGAGCGUAAGAUGUUCGCUGCGCGAUCGAAAUGGUGGAACUCGACCGGCGGUGGCUCCCAUGCCAAGAACCCAGCACUCAAGGGGAACGUGAAAGCCGGAGAUGGGGGCGCCAAAUUCAGAUCCGAGUGGCCCGAGCUCGACAAGGAGAACUGGCGGUGGAUCACGGAGAAUAACAUCGAUGUGGUUACGGGUGCCAGGAAUGGCGGUGCAUCAUGCGGCCCGCAGCUGGGUAUCGCUGGUGGGAGCGGUGGCCAGACCCAGGCCGUCGUCGACGCCGUCGUGCAGCGCAGAGAUGCUGGCACCGGUUGGCUCAGCCGCAACAAGCUCCUAGUCUUUGGGGGCAUCAUCUUUGUCUACGUGCUGAUAGCUCGUAUCCUGGGAGAGGGCACCUCCUAGGUGACUCAUCCUCAUUCCAGGACGGGGCCCCCGUUGUCCCCACCAAAGUGUGUACAUAGACGCCCCUGAGCACGCACAGCCGCUUGCGUGGCGCUAUCUGCUUGCCGAAGUGUUGUCGGCUCUAGGCUGAGAUGGAACGUCUCAGUCCGAUUAGGUACCUACGUGGCAUCAGCUAGAGUAGGCAAGGAAUUGCCGAAUGAGCCCUGUCCGAGGGGUCAAGCCAGGGGCAGGCGUUUGGGACGAUGGGUAAAGGGUUGAUUUUGGCUUCGGAUGCUUAGCAAUGCUUUCAUGUACUAUAGGCGACCGUUAGAUAGGGCAAUAUUUGCUCCAAACGAGCCACAAGAAGUAAAAAAAAAAAGAGACGAAAAAGGAAAGCAGCCUAACACUACGUAUUGAGGCUAUGCUGACCGUCCUGUCUGCGGUUUCGACGUUA
Molecule: messenger RNA, 1686 nt
Organism: Durotheca rogersii
Lineage: Eukaryota; Fungi; Ascomycota; Sordariomycetes; Xylariales; Xylariaceae
Product: ubiquitin-conjugating enzyme
Exons: 3
Coding region: 468-1253 (261 amino acids)
Source: RefSeq, a predicted model, not a curated record